AGUAGAGGAGAGCACCUAUCCCCCCUGCGCCGCCACCUCCGAUCGGGAGCCAUGACCUUCAAGCGCAGGAACGGCGGCCGCAACAAGCAUGGCCGCGGCCAUGUCAAGUACAUUCGCUGCUCCAACUGCGCCAAGUGCUGCCCCAAGGACAAGGCCAUCAAGAGGUUCCAGGUGAGGAACAUCGUCGAGCAGGCGGCCAUCAGGGACGUCCAGGAGGCUUGCGUCCAUGACGGUUACGUCCUCCCGAAGCUGUACGCCAAGGUCCACCACUGCGUCUCCUGCGCCAUCCACGCCCACAUCGUCCGUGUCCGCUCCCGCGAGAACCGGAGGGACCGCAGGCCGCCGGAGAGGUUCAGACGCAGGGAGGAUAGGCCUUCUGGACCUCGGCCUGGUGGCCCUGGUGGACCUGGUGCUCCUGCUGCUGGACCUGGUGGUGCCCCAAACGUUGCUCGCCCCUAAACAUCUUUAGUUGCUCCUUGCUACCCUAUGUUAUGUCAUGUUGAUGGCGCCAUGGAUAUCAUCCCCAUGAUCUUUCAUCAGGGCCAAACUCUUUCUUAGAACUACCUUAGUACUUCGUGAUUGGCAGUGUGACAACGGAAGUCUGAAUUUUUGCCCGGUUGUUUAUCCAUUCUAGACCGCCAUAUCGUUACUUUUUUGCAAGUUAUUAUUUAUUCAAAA
Molecule: messenger RNA, 678 nt
Organism: Oryza brachyantha (malo sina)
Lineage: Eukaryota; Viridiplantae; Streptophyta; Magnoliopsida; Poales; Poaceae
Product: 40S ribosomal protein S26-like
Exons: 5
Coding region: 52-459 (135 amino acids)
Biological process (GO): translation
Cellular component (GO): cytosolic small ribosomal subunit; ribosome
Molecular function (GO): structural constituent of ribosome; mRNA binding
Source: RefSeq, a predicted model, not a curated record